CCCCCCCCCCCCCUUUAUUCCUCUCAAAAAUAAUAGACAUCAUUAAAAAACUUCCCCUUAUCACAAAGAACAUUAUCACUUCCAGAAAUCACCUAAAUACGCAAUUAUUACGCAAUGAACUUCGCCGGAAAGGUUGUUUUAAUUACAGGCGCUAGUAGUGGUAUUGGCGCACGCACAACACAAAAGUUGUCACAAUUAGGAGCUACUUUAAGCUUAACAGGAAGAAACUUAGAAAAUCUGGAGAAGGUGGCAAGCGAAUGUAAAGGAAAUGAGCCUUUCUUAGUUCCAGGAGACAUAACAAAUGAGAGUGACACAAAAAGGAUAUUAGAGGAGACAAUUAAAAGGUUUGGUAAGCUGGAUGUUCUUGUUAAUAAUGCUGGAAUUAUUGAAACUGGAACGAUUGAAACUACAUCGCUAGAACAAUAUGACAGAGUCAUGAAUACGAAUAUUCGCUCAAUAUAUCAUUUAACAAUGUUGGCGGUUCCAUAUUUAAUAAAAACACAAGGGAACGUUGUCAAUGUGUCAAGUGUUAACGGAAUUCGCUCAUUUCCUGGCGUCCUUGCAUACAAUUUAUCAAAAGCUGCAGUCGAUCAAUUUACUAGGUGUGUGGCUUUAGAAUUGGCACCAAAAAAUGUUCGCAUAAAUUCAGUUAAUCCAGGUGUGACAGUAACAAAUCUCCAUAAAAGAGGUGGCAUGGAUGAAGCAACUUAUGCCAAAUUUUUAGAGCAUUCUAAAACUACACAUCCUCUUCAAAGACCAGGAACAACUGAUGAAUUGGCAAAUGCAAUUAUAUUUUUGGCGAGCGAUCAAGCUACUUUUAUAACUGGUGCUUCUCUCCCUGUCGAUGGAGGCCGUCAUGCAACAUGCUUACGUUAAUUUGUUGAAUAAAACCUUUUUUAAUGAAUCCGAUUUUCCACUCAAAUGUGCCUUUAUUGAGAGAAAUAAAAGUCCCGUGUGUAUGUCAUUUAUGUAAAUGAAAAAUUGGAUUUAUUUGCUGUCAAUUUAAAAUUCGAAUAAAAUUGAAUCUCUGUGAAUUGACUGAUGAUACUACAAUAAAAACAAAUAUGCAGCGACCAGAUGCAAUCUAAAUUUAUUCCAAUUAAAAAAACAGAAUCACAGCAUCUGAAUCAAUAAACAUUCAUAAAAAAAAUCCCAUCAAGUUUUCAAAAACAUGAAUGAAUACAACUAAAUCAUUGAACCGGCAAAUUACAGGAUAUAGAAUCACCAACACACAACAAAUUUGGAGGAGUGAGAUGAAACAAAAUAAAUGUUCCCUUGCAAUUUUUAUUGACCCGAUAUCGAAUGUCCAGUAAUCGGACGUAACAUAAAUUCUAUUGGCGCUUCAACAAAAACAAUUUUUCAGUUUCAAUCUCAUUAAUCGCAUCUCAUUUUGCAGCUUUCUAAUGCGAUAAUGUAAUGCGACAUUGUUAUAACAUUGGAUGAAAAGCUAUGGAGCACAAAUAAAUUGACACGAGUAUGGUCAGUAGCCCAUAAAAUAUAGCGAAAAUGUGCAUGACAGAAUGGAUAUAAUACAAUAAUAUGAAAACCAGCAAUGCACUUCAUUUAUCAGUCAGUCACACAAUAAUGUAGAAUGACCUGAAUCAAUGACUAUCCGUAGUGUAGUGAGCAUUACCGGUUAUAAGUUUCAGUCCACUUAACAGUGAAAUUUGCACUUUUAUACAGUAAAUAAAUGAUGUCAAAAUAAUUGAUGAAUAUCGAUUCCAUCUCAUACUUCACAAUACAAAAAAAAGCCACAAUUCAUACGUUUAUAUCUUUUUCCCUCUGUAGGAAUGUAUGCUUGUAUACAUGCUUUGAU
Chironomus riparius is the source of this 1816-nucleotide messenger RNA. The record is from the annotation of a GenBank genome assembly. Lineage: Eukaryota; Metazoa; Arthropoda; Insecta; Diptera; Chironomidae.